AUGUGGCUGGUUUGGGUGGUGAUAUGCUUAAUCCAACAAGCAGUGACCUCAGAAAAAUCUAUAAAUGGAAGACAUUUGAAUCCUGAACAUUUGAUGAACAUAAGUGAAAUCAUUCAGUAUUGGGGAUACCCUAGUGAAGAGUAUGAAAUCCUGACAAGUGACGGCUAUUAUCUGAAAGCAAACAGAAUUCCUAAUGGAAUACACAGUCCUGAAAAGACAGGGCCUAAACCAGCUGUGUUACUGGUAUCUGGUUUUGUGACUGAAGGAAGAAGUUGGCUCAUCAAUCUUCCCAGAAAUAGCCUGGGAUUUGUUCUAGCAGAUGCUGGCUAUGAUGUUUGGAUAAUAAAUAACAGAGGAACUACCUGGUCUAGAAGACAUCAGAACUUAACAAUUGACCAAGAAGAAUUCUGGAAUUUUAGUUUUCAUGAAAUGGCAAUUUAUGAUAUUCCUGCAACUAUAAACUUUAUACUACAUAAGACAAAGCAGGAUAGUUUAUAUUACAUUGGUCAUUCUCAAGGAGCUUCAUUGGGUCUUAUUACUUUUUCAGCCUUUCCACAGCUUGCUCAGAAAACGAAGCUUUUAGUAUGCCUUGCACCUCCCUACACAAUGAAGGACCUCCAGGGACCAACAAAAUAUAUUUUACGACUUUCCUACAAAGUUAAAAGGUAUUUAUGGGGCAAUAAAGACUUUCGUCUUCUAAGCAACAGAACAAAAAACGUCAGUGCCAAUCUAUGCAGCUACCCAGAAAUAAACAAGAUUUGCAUCCAAAUAAUUUUCUCUGUUGUGGGUUUUAAUCAAAACAAUAUAAAUGUGAGUCGAGCCGAUCUUUUUUUUGGAAGUUACCCUGAUUUUGCUUCUGUGAAAACUCUAUUUCAUUGGACCCAGAUCUUUGAAUCAAAUGAAUUUAAACAUUUCGACUUUGGAAACCAGAACAAAGCUAUAUACAACAUGACCAAGCCCCCUUUUUAUAAAUUAGAAGAUAUAACUGUGCCAACAGCUGUUUGGAGUGGUGGGAAUGACUUCAUAGUGACUCCAGAGAACAUAAAUCACCUGCUCCAGCAACUUACUAACUUAGUUUUCCAUAAGUAUAUUCCUAGCUGGCACCAUGCUGAUUUUAUCUGGGGCCUUGAUGCCCCAAAAUACUUGCAUGAGGAUAUUUUUCAUCUAAUGCAGAAUUACAAAUAA
This is a messenger RNA of Protobothrops mucrosquamatus (brown spotted pit viper), 1185 nucleotides long. RefSeq names its product lipase member M-like. Bases 1 to 1185 code for a protein of 394 amino acids. Lineage: Eukaryota; Metazoa; Chordata; Lepidosauria; Squamata; Viperidae. Gene Ontology annotation, biological process: lipid metabolic process. Gene Ontology annotation, molecular function: hydrolase activity, acting on ester bonds. The record is from RefSeq and is a predicted model, not a curated record. The transcript is spliced from 9 exons.